Miniopterus natalensis is the source of this 3182-nucleotide messenger RNA. It is a transcript of the gene DNAJC3, whose product is annotated as DnaJ heat shock protein family (Hsp40) member C3. NCBI's taxonomy places the organism in Eukaryota, Metazoa, Chordata, Mammalia, Chiroptera, Miniopteridae. Gene Ontology annotation, molecular function: protein-folding chaperone binding; misfolded protein binding. The record is from RefSeq and is a predicted model, not a curated record. Gene Ontology annotation, cellular component: endoplasmic reticulum. Gene Ontology annotation, biological process: protein folding in endoplasmic reticulum.
AGGCCUGAGCGAGAGCCGACGGCUGGCGGGCGCAGCUGCAGCCUGAGCGUCCGCGGGGACUGGUGGGCCCCGCGCUCUUGUUUCUUCUCACGGCCGCGCUCUCGGACAUGGUGGCCCCCCGCUCUGUGACCAGCCGACUGGGCUCGGUGUUCCCCUUCCUGCUUGUCCUGGUGGACCUGCAGUACGAAGGCGCUGAAUGUGGAGUAAAUGCAGAUGUUGAGAAACAUCUUGAAUUGGGGAAGAAAUUACUUGCCGCUGGACAGCUAGCUGAUGCUUUAUCUCAAUUUCAUGCUGCAGUAGAUGGUGACCCAGAUAACUAUGUUGCAUACUAUCGGAGAGCUACUGCCUUUUUAGCUAUGGGCAAAUCAAAAGCAGCACUUCCUGAUUUAACUAAAGUGAUUGAAUUGAAGAUGGAUUUCACUGCAGCAAGAUUACAGAGAGGUCACUUAUUACUCAAACAAGGAAAACUUGAUGAAGCAGAAGAUGAUUUUAAAAAAGUGCUCAAAUCCAAUCCAAGUGAAAAUGAAGAAAAGGAAGCCCAGUCUCAACUUAUAAAAUCUGAUGAAAUGCAGCGUUUGCGUUCACAAGCCCUUGAUGCUUUUGACAACUCGGAUUAUAUUGCUGCUAUAACCUCCCUUGAUAAGAUUUUAGAGGUUUGUGUUUGGGAUGCUGAACUACGGGAACUUCGAGCUGAGUGUUUUAUAAAAGAAGGAGAACCUAGGAAAGCGAUAAGUGACUUAAAAGCUGCAUCAAAAUUGAAGAAUGACAACACUGAGGCUUUUUAUAAAAUCAGCACACUGUACUAUCAACUAGGAGAUCACGAACUGUCCCUCAGUGAAGUUCGUGAAUGUCUUAAACUUGACCAGGAUCAUAAAAGGUGUUUUGCACACUAUAAACAAGUAAAGAAACUUAAUAAGCUGAUUGAGUCCGCUGAAGAGCUCAUCAGAGAUGGCAGAUACACAGAAGCGACCAGCAAAUACGAAUCUGUGAUGAAAACAGAGCCUAGUGUUUCUGAAUACACAAUUCGUUCAAAAGAAAGGAUUUGCCACUGCUUUUCUAAGGACGAGAAGCCUGUUGAAGCUAUUCGAGUGUGUUCUGAAGUUUUACAGGUGGAACCUGACAAUGUGAAUGCCCUGAAAGAUCGAGCAGAGGCCUAUUUAAUAGAAGAAAUGUAUGAUGAAGCUAUUCAGGAUUAUGAAACUGCUCAGGAACACAAUGAAAAUGACCAGCAGAUUCGGGAAGGUCUAGAGAAAGCACAAAGACUAUUGAAACAGUCACAGAAAAGAGAUUAUUAUAAAAUCUUGGGAGUAAAAAGAAAUGCCAAAAAGCAAGAAAUCAUUAAAGCAUACCGAAAAUUAGCAAUGCAGUGGCACCCAGAUAACUUCCAGAAUGAAGAAGAAAAGAAAAAAGCUGAGAAAAAAUUCAUCGACAUUGCAGCUGCUAAAGAGGUCCUCUCUGAUCCAGAAAUGAGGAAGAAGUUUGAUGAUGGAGAAGACCCCCUGGAUGCAGAGAGCCAACAAGGAGGUGGUGGCAACCCCUUCCACAGAAGCUGGAACUCAUGGCAAGGGUUCAAUCCCUUCAGCUCAGGCGGACCUUUUCGAUUUAAAUUCCACUUCAAUUAAACCAGCUGGGUUUUUUUGUUCUUAAAUUUUUUUUUUAAGAUUAAAAACAACUUGUUCCAGGAUCCUAAAGAAAAAAAAUUUCAAAUCUCUUAGUUUGUCCACGACCAAAGAGUUGUUUUAAUAAGAAAAAUCUGUUCUCCAUUUUAGACUUGAGGUGGAUGGGUUUGUUAGGGCAGGGGGUGAGGAAUGCCUGAGGCAGGCGGGCCUGCCUGCGCAGGUGCUCACAUACUCUGUGGUUCUGCGCUGGAGCACGAGCGAAGUUCUUUUCUUCACAGCCUUGCAUAGUAGGUCAGUGCCUGUGUUUAAGGAGGAGCUGCAUGGGAUUGUCAUGAGAAUGGGUUCUACUUCUGUAUUCUUAAAGAGAAUAUUACCAUUUUGAGCUGUUUGUUCUUAGGGACAAUUUUGCUUAGAUUUGGUCAAUCCAGUCACUUGAAAAUAAGCCUCCUUUAAUUGGCAUGCAUUUCCAUCUCCUUGCCAGCAGGAACAUGGCUGUCACUGAAGUGGGGGCAGAACUCACGUUUAGAGAACCUGCUACCAAAUGGUAGCCAAUGUAGCCAGGCUUUGGAUUGAUGUUAAGCAUAUACUUUGUAUUUUCUGUUGUUCAGUAACUGCAAGAAAAUACUAAAAACCACUGAAAUAGAAUUGUAAAAAAACCUAUGGACCCUUUUGUUUAAUAUGAAUAUUAAACACAACAAAUUAACUUAAAAGAUAUAUAUAAAAUAGGUUCAGAUAAGAUAGCAGUGGUUUUAUUCAAAGUAAUUUUGCUGAAGUGCAGAGUGAAAUACUUCAGCAACUGAAAUUGUGAGUUAAACAGUUCCUAUAACAGGGUUGUCUUAGAAAUGUAAAGUUGCUCAGUUAACAUAAAACAGAAUGCCCUCUUCCCACUCUUAAGACAAAAAGUGGCGCAGCCUGGCUCACCCUCUUGGACUGUAGUACCUCCCAACCGGGAGGGGGGGGCUGUUUCAAGUGGGCAUUAAACAGCAGACCCGCCCCAUUACCAGACCUUGAUGCCUCAACACGUUCUCCUGUGUGAAAAAAAAAUACAGGUUUACAAAUCCUCAGCUCUGGCUAUAUGUUCACUAUCAAGAUGGUAUCUCUUCUUGGGAUACCUUCUUUGUAUCUUUGAAGAAAAUGAACUAUUCAAUCUUUGUUUAUUUGAUAAUUUUCCCCCCAAAUGAGUGCUACUUUAAUCAAGAAUAUUAAAUAUUUAUGGAACUACUGAUAUGGAUUUAAAAUCUAAGAGAAUUAGUACCUUUAUUCAGGAAAGGUUUUUCUGUUUGUCUUAGAGCAUGUUGAAACAUUUUAAGCAGUACGAGUCUAAUAUGUUUUUAUGAAAUCAAGCAUUUUAAUUUUAGUUCUAGGUGGCAUCCUGACCAGUAAUGUCCACAACAGCAAAGCACAAAUCAUUUUCUUCUAUAGUCAUUCUGAAACAUGGAAAAAUUUUUAAAACUGGGAGACAAAAAUUGCAUAGUUGAAUUGGGUAAAACACAUAAGUGCUUUUUGCAUCUAUUUAGGAGUCUAUUUCUUACCAAUAAACUUAACAAUGCAUUCUGAAAACUA